Messenger RNA from Pogoniulus pusillus (Red-fronted tinkerbird), 2695 nucleotides. Its product is annotated as phosphatidylinositol 3,4,5-trisphosphate 5-phosphatase 2-like. The transcript has 16 exons. Gene Ontology annotation, biological process: phosphatidylinositol dephosphorylation; regulation of immune response; negative regulation of insulin-like growth factor receptor signaling pathway. Gene Ontology annotation, molecular function: protein binding; inositol-polyphosphate 5-phosphatase activity. The record is from RefSeq and is a predicted model, not a curated record. Bases 54 to 2318 code for a protein of 754 amino acids. Gene Ontology annotation, cellular component: cytosol. Lineage: Eukaryota; Metazoa; Chordata; Aves; Piciformes; Lybiidae.
CAGCAGGGCUGGCAGCAGGGCAGAGGCUGGCAGCACGGUGCCCGCAGGUGGCCAUGCAGUCGCUGUGGAGCAUCAAGGUGGUGGUGCUGGUGAAGCCUGAGCACGAGAACCGCAUCAGCCACGUCAGCACCUCCAGCGUCAAGACUGGCAUCGCCAACACCCUGGGCAACAAGGGGGCCGUGGGCGUCUCCUUCAUGUUCAAUGGCACCUCCCUGGGCUUCGUCAACUGCCACCUCACCUCGGGCAGCGAGAAGACAGCCAGGCGCAACCAGAACUAUCAGGACAUCCUGCGGCUGCUGGCGCUGGGGCACAGGCAGCUGAGCCCCUUCGACAUCUCCCUGCGCUUCACUCACCUCUUCUGGUUCGGGGACCUCAACUACCGCCUCGACAUGGACGUGCAGGAGAUCCUGAACUACAUCAGCAGGAAGGAGCUGGAGCCUCUGCUCAGGGUGGAUCAACUCAACCUGGAGAAGGAGAAGCACAAAAUCUUCCUGCGCUUCGGCGAGGAGGAGAUCACCUUCCCCCCCACCUACCGCUACGAGAGGGGCUCCAGGGACACCUACGUCUGGCACAAGCAGAAGCCCACGGGGGUCCGUACCAAUGUCCCCUCCUGGUGUGACCGCAUCCUCUGGAAGUCCUACCCCGAGACCCACAUCCACUGCACUGCCUACGGCUGCACCGACGACAUCGUCACCAGCGACCACUCGCCGGUGUUCGCCUCCUUCCAGGUGGGGGUCACCUCCCAGUUCGUCUCCAAGCAAGGGCUCUCCAAGGCCUCUGAGCAGGCUUACAUCGAGCUGGAGAGCGUCGAGGCCAUCGUCAAGACCUCCAGCCGCAGCAAGUUCUUCAUCGAGUUCUACUCCACCUGCCUGGAAGAGUUCAAGAAGAGCCUGGAGAACGACAGCCAAAGCAGUGACAACAUCAACUUCCUGAAGGUGCAGUGGUCCUCCAGGCAGCUGCCCACGCUACAGCCCAUCCUGUCAGACAUUGAGUACCUCCAGGACCAGCAUCUGCUGCUCACUGUCAAGUCCUCGGACGGCUACGAGUCCUACGGGGAAUGUGUCAUUGCCCUCAAGUCCAUGAUUGGCAGCACUGCCCAGCAGUUCCUCACCUUCCUGUCCCACCGGGGCGAGGAGACUGGCAACAUCCGCGGCUCCAUGCGCGUCAGGGUGCCCAGCGAGCGCCUGGGCACCAGGGAGAGGCUCUAUGAGUGGAUCAGCAUCGACAAGGACGAGGCAGCGGCGGCCAAGGGGAAGGUGCCAGGGGGUGCCAGGAGCUGCCAGGACCAUGCCAGGUCAUGCAGCCGGAAGCCCACCAGUGCCGAGGCCCCCCCCAGUGCCACCUCUGCCCUGGCAAAGCUGCCAGAGGAGGCUGAGAAGGUCCCUGCCAGCCCUGCCCCCCGGCCCCCGGCCCCGCACCGUGGCACUGCCAGGGACGAGCACAGCAGCAGCCGCUCCAAGCUGGAGGUGCCCGCGGAGCCCCCCCCGAAGAACAGCUUCAACAACCCUGCCUACUACGUGCUGGAGGGGGUCCCUCACCAGCUGCUGGCACCGGCGGACCCUGGCAAGCCCCCGGGCAGAGCCAAGGCGCAGGGGGCAGCCCCCGAGCGCCGCCCGCAGCCCCCCGCCAGCCGCCCCCCGCCCGGCGGCCAGCCCGACGGCAGCAGCUCCUCCGAGGACGACGCUGCCCCCCCGAGCCUGCCGCCCCCGGACUUCCCCCCGCCGCCGCUGCCCCCCGAGCUCGAGGUGCCCCCCGGCCCUCGCCAGGGCACCGCCGCCUGCUGCCCGGAGCCGGCGCCCAGGGCUGGCACCGGCGAGGCUGCCCCCGCCCAGCCCCGGCUGCCGCCGCCCGCCGCCGCCGCCGCACCGGGGGGGGGCUCGGAGGCAGCCGCCGGCCCCUGCGGGGGCUCGCCGGGGGGCGGCCAGGACGAUCGCUCCUGCUCCGUGCUGCAGAUGGCGAAGACCCUGAGCGAGGUGGACUACGGAGGAGGGGGCAGGGGGGAGAUGCCCACCCGCGGCCUGCCCCCCGCCUAUGGGCGCCCAAUCAGCUUCCCCCCGCGCUCCAUCCGGGAGAGCAUCCAGGAGGACCUGGCCGAGGAGGCGCUGUGCCAGCCGGGCCGCGGGGCCGUGCCCGCCGUGGGCGAGUGGCUGCGGGCGCUGGGGCUGCAGAGGUACGAGGAGGGGCUGCUGCAGAACGGCUGGGACGACCUCGACUUCCUCAGUGACAUCACGGAGGAGGACCUGGAGGAAGCAGGAGUGGUGGAGCCUGCCCACAAGAGAGUCCUGCUGGAGAGCCUCCAGCGCCGCCAGCAGCCCUGAGGGGUCCCCCUCAGGGAUCCUGCUCCCUGGAUCCCGCUCCCUGGAUCCCACUCCCUGGAUUCUGCUCCCUGGAUCCCACUUCUUGGAUCCCACAGCCUGGAUCCUGCAGUCAUGCAUCCCACAGCCUGGGUUCCACUUCUUGGAUCCCUCUGCCUGGAUCCCACAUCCUAGAACCCACUACCUGGAUCCCGCUCCCUGCAUCCCACUUCUGGGAUCUCACAGCCUGGAUCCUGCUGCAUGGAUCCCACUGCUGGAUCCUGCUCCCUGGAUCCCACGGCCUGGGUCCUGCAGUCAUGCAUUCCACAUCCUGGGUUCUGCUCCUUGGAUCCCACUUCUUGGGUGUCACAGCCUGGAUCCCCCUGCUGGAUCCCCCUGCU